This is a messenger RNA of Trifolium pratense (red clover), 1563 nucleotides long. RefSeq names its product WD repeat-containing protein DWA2-like. The coding region runs from base 132 to 1184 and encodes 350 amino acids. NCBI's taxonomy places the organism in Eukaryota, Viridiplantae, Streptophyta, Magnoliopsida, Fabales, Fabaceae. Gene Ontology annotation, biological process: protein ubiquitination. Gene Ontology annotation, molecular function: protein binding. The transcript has 13 exons. The record is from RefSeq and is a predicted model, not a curated record.
AAGCAACAACCGUGUGCACUUUGGUGCCAUUUCUGGGUUUAUGUGUUUAACUCCAGAUACUGUAUCUAAAAUUCUGUAUUCAAGUACUAUAUUGUUAGAUUCAUCGUUCAACUAAUCAGAAAGCAAGAGCAAUGCAAGCUGUAUCAUCUGGUAUCGGAUAUGGUCUUAAAUAUCAGGCUAGAUGCAUAUCAGAUGUAAAAGCAGAUACAGAUCACACAAGUUUCCUUGCUGGAACACUUAGUCUCAAAGAAGAAAAUGAGGUACAUCUAAUUCGGCUUUCGUCAAGUGGAACAGAACUUUUCUGUGAGGGAUUGUUUUCGCAUCCCAAUGAGAUCUGGGACCUUGUUUCUUGUCCUUUUGAUCAACGGAUUUUCUCAACCGUCUAUUCCACCGGUGAGUCUUAUGGAGCAGCAAUAUGGCAGAUUCCGGAGUUAUAUGGCGAGUUAAAUUCCCCUCAGUUAGAGAAAAUUACAUCUCUUGAAACUCAAUCCGGUAAGAUUAAAUGUAUUCUUUGGUGGCCAACUGGAAGGCAUGAUAAAUUGAUUAGCAUCAAUGACGAAAACCUAUGUCUGUGGAGUUUGGAUGUUUCCAAGAAAACUGCAGAGGUACAAUCACAAGAUUCAGCUGGUAUGCUACACAAGUUAUCUGGAGGAGCAUGGGAUCCGCAUGACGUGAAUUCUGUAGCCGCAACUUGUGAAUCAUCUCUCCAGUUUUGGGAUUUGAGAACAAUGAAGAAGACACUUUCAAUCGAGUGUUCACAUGUCCGCAGUGUUGAUUACCAUCCUAGGAAGAGUAACAUACUGGUUACAGCAGAGCAUGAGUCAGGGAUACGCAUCUGGGAUCUAAGAAAACCAAAAGUUCCCAUCCAAGAACUUCCAGGCCAUACACAUUGGACAUGGAUUGUCAAGUGUAACCCAGAGUAUGACGGAAUUAUCUUGAGUGCUGGAACGGAUUCGACUGUCAAUUUGUGGUCGGCUUCUAUUAACCUAGAUGAGUUAACAACGGAAAGCCAAGCAGAGCCACCUGUCCGAGGGGUUGAUCCAUUGCUUAAUACAUACAGUGAUUAUGAAGACAGUAUUUAUGGGCUUACAUGGAGUUCUCGUGAACCAUGGAUCUUUGCAUCUUUGUCCUAUGAUGGAAGGGUGGUUGUAGAAUCUGUAAAGCCUUUCAUCUCCAAAAAAUGAUGUUCAACAUCAGUCCCUUGAUGUUACCAUUUGUCAUCUUGUUGUGUAUGUCAGUAAUUUCCUGCCUCUAGGGUCUUGAGAUAAACAGAUAAAAGACUCGACAUGGUCGCUGGUGGGUUUGAUGUGGCUUAAAAGGAUUAGAUGUUACAUUGGCAUGACAUCUUUGACCAGGAAUCAUCUAUGGAUUAGAAAUCAGCAAUUUUUUGGUUGAAUUUUUAUCUUUCUACUUUGAAUUUUUUAGUUUGAUUGUGAUUUCUAGCCUAUUAUUUAGUUGACAUCCAUCGUAUGUAAUUCAUGAAGUCAUGUGUAAUCUAUGGAACUACACAUUCUUUCUGUAUCUCCCCAAUUCGUCUUGUAAUGUGUUCUAAUUUUGUGGUAA